UAAUGUUUCUUCAGGAGUUUAGAGAGCACCCCAACAUUGUCAAACUGCAGAAUGUCAUCAGAGCUCAGAAUGACAAGGACAUCUAUCUGGUUUUUGAGUACAUGGAGACGGACCUGCAUGCAGUGAUUAAGAAAGGCAAUCUGCUGAAGGACAUUCACAAGCGCUACAUCAUGUACCAGCUGCUGAAAGCCACCAAGUUUCUACAUUCGGGCAACGUCAUCCACAGGGAUCAAAAGCCCUCCAAUAUCCUACUGGACACAGAUUGCUUUGUGAAGCUGUGUGACUUUGGCUUGGCUCGCUCGCUCUACCAGAUCCAGGAGGAUGCUGGGAACCCUGCUCUGACGGAGUAUGUGGCCACACGGUGGUACCGCGCGCCAGAGAUUCUCCUCGCCUCCUCAAGGUACACAAAGGGAGUUGACAUGUGGAGUGUGGGCUGUAUCCUGGGAGAGAUGCUGCUGGGAAAGCCUCUGUUCCCCGGCACGUCCACUAUCAACCAGAUCGAGAAGAUCUUGAGUGUCAUUGCACCGCCCUCCCAUGAAGACGUGGUGUCGAUAAAAUCAGAAUAUGGAGCAACAGUUAUACAGAGAAUGCUGUCUCGGCCUCGGGUUCCCCUGGAGGAGCUGCUUCCUCCCUCAGCCCCCCCAGACGCCCUGGAUCUGAUCAGCAGGCUGCUAGUGUUUAACCCAGACAAGCGUCUAACUGCAGAGAAGGCUCUGGAGCACCCCUACGUGCGCAGGUUUCACAACCCUGUGAAUGAGCCCAGCCUGGACUAUGAUGUGAUUCUCCCCGUGGACGACGACACCCAGCUGUCUGUGGCAGAGUAUCGCAACAAGUUGUAUGAGAUGAUCUUGGACAGGAAGUCAAGCCUGCGGCUCCAGCUCAAAGCUCAGCUGAAGGCAGCUGCAGAGGGCAAACGCGAGGAAGUACCCCAAGGGAACAAUGCCUCCCAGCCUCCCACUCCUAAACCGGCCCCAGCACCAGCAGCUACAUUGCCCCCUCCUGGGGCUCAGCCACAGAGGGAGAAACCUGGGACCAGCCCUGCCAACAGUCCCAAAGAAAACAAGGCUGCAUACAACCCUAUCACACACAGCCCCACCUCCUACCCUGUCACACACAGCCCCACCUCCUGCGGUGCCUUACACAAUGGUACCAAACCUACCCAGAAUCCCCCAGGGCCCCCUCACCAGCGCAGUGCAUCAGUGAGCAGGAAGCCUGUCCGUCAAGCGAGCCAUGAGAACAUGGGUGUACAACUGCCAGCAGCAGAGAGCUCGAAGGGGGCCUUUAGUCAUCCAGCGGGGAGAGGGGCAGAGCAGCAGCGAGGCCGCAGUGCGCCUAUUGCUCGAGCGCGCUCUUUUAACACCCCCCAGAAUCGCUUGAACAAUCCCGUCAUCAGGAAGGACGAGCUGGACAUCACUGCAGGGAUCACUGUGGCCACGGCACGCCUGAACCAGAGGUCCCAUUCACAAAUGAGAGAGGCCCGCCCUGCCUGUAAGUUCAGUAAGAAGAUGUUUCAGACCACUUCAAACGUAGGGGCCGCCGGAGAUCCCAGAGCCAAGCUGGGCAGCUACUCACAGGCCUACGGGACCAUUAGCAAAACUGGACUGCAAAACCUGCUCCGUACCCCAAGCAACCAGUAGUGUCUGUAAAGGGACUGAGAUGAGAAAUAACAGCUAGGGGAAUGACGACCAGUGGAAUCCUAGAUCAUCCUAGAUCAACAAUACAUUUACCAGUAAUAAAAGUAAUUUUACCCUGUAAAGAGCAAGAACACUAUUGUCUUUAACAGGGGUUGGAAGUGGGGAGUAAAUCUAGUUUUACUGCAGGCAUUGCUGAAGAAACUCAUGGGGUUUACAGAGCACAUUGCUGAAACGCUUGGCACUGGAGUGAGCACAAAGGUGCAACACCAACUGUGGCAGUGGGCUUCUUAAUUAUUUAUUUUGGGUAAAAAAAGGCCCUGAAUAUUCCUGUGUUUAAUUCAGUUAUAAUUUGAUACAGACAGGAGCAGGGGUUACCACAAAAUUAAUAAACUGGGGAGCAAAAUAUACAUUUAUGCAAUAAAUAGUCGAACAGUAUGCAUUUGGAUUAAUUGAGUAUCUAAUGGUCAUCAAAUCAAAAUAAGUAUUUUGUCCGCCCCCCCCUCUCUUUUUGUAACUUUGUAUGUACAUUAACGGAUUUUCCAUGUCACCAAAAUUACAAGCUAAAGUAUAAUGUGCCUUUUUUUAUAUCUUAUGGAAUGCGAGUUCAUAUAUUAAUUCUGUUGUUUAUAUAUGGCCUAUAUCUGCUCUUUUGUUUGUAUUGAUACGAUCAAGGUACUUAAAUGACAGGGCUUUCCCAUUGUCUUUUGAAUCUGUGAAUAGUUUUAUCGGAAUCAUUUUAACAAGGAAUUUUUUGAUAUUGUUAAAAGUUCCAAAAUAUUUAAAUUUGACCUGCACUUUUGUGGAACAGUGGUGCUAUCUGCAGACAGGGGUGCAUAUAAUGGUAUUUGAAAAUGUGGAUCUGUAUGUCCUGAAAGUGUUUAUUCCAAGAAAUAUUUCAGUGUCUCUUACCUGUAGCCUGAUCAAUCGAGUAAGAAAGCUUUCGGAGACCAGAUUUGUUUCUUCUUCAUAGGUAGUCUUAACAACAUUACCUAAAUUGCAUAUAACCUUUGCUUUUCGUUCUCGUGUCACUGCAAAUCACUAGCUGUCUGGGCAGGGGAACCUCCAUGCUUUAACAAACAUUCUGUAACAGACUGAGUAAAUAUAAAAUUGGUUGCAACCUAUUUGUGUUUGCAACUAAGGUUUUACCCACCUUAAUCUUAUAAACCUGUUUUUGUUCAGUGAUUGGACUACUGUAUUUAGAUACAAACUAACAAACAUUUUAUAAAUGAAUGGCUCUUCAGGAACUAGGCUAUUUCGUCCUAAAAUAUCAUAUCUGUAAAUAAAAUAAUUUUAUAAUCCCAGCAUGCCAAUUGUUAAUUAAAUUAACACCUUAAUGACAUGCCCUACUUAGUGCUCCUUGAGAAAUAAAAUUAACGCACCUAAGUUUUUUUCCUAAGGGAAAAUGUACUUUAAGUGUUAGACUGAAAUGUAAUACUUGAGAUGUUGUGUAUGCAAUCCUGACUCAAACAACAACAUUGUCCUAGGACAUGCAUUAUGUUUUCCAGUCCAGAUUUUUAAUUUUGUGUUUGGUACAGGGAACCGGACCCACUCAAUAUAUAUAUAGCUUUUCUCCAUACUAAUUGCUGUGUUGAUUUCCUUUUGUACCAUUGUAAUUCUUGUAAUUGUAUUCUUAUGAUUUUUCUUUUACAACAUGCAAAUUCAAAAAAAUAUUUUUGUAAAUAUGUACUGUAUGUUAAUUAUUGCUCUCACAAUAAAUGUC
Molecule: messenger RNA, 3354 nt
Organism: Polyodon spathula (Mississippi paddlefish)
Lineage: Eukaryota; Metazoa; Chordata; Actinopteri; Acipenseriformes; Polyodontidae
Product: mitogen-activated protein kinase 15-like
Exons: 12
Coding region: 3-1637 (544 amino acids)
Biological process (GO): protein phosphorylation; intracellular signal transduction
Cellular component (GO): cytoplasm; nucleus
Molecular function (GO): ATP binding; protein serine/threonine kinase activity
Source: RefSeq, a predicted model, not a curated record